CCCAACGGUCCGAAAACCCCUUCAAAUUCCUCUACCCUCUGCCCCCUCAUUUCUCUCCAAUUCCGGCAAAAAAAAAGAAUUUAAAAGAAAACUAGGGCUAGGGUUUAAAACAUCUUUACCGGAGCUCUCGCCAUCCCCGUUCGUAAUCGUAUUGUAGAUGGGUACGAACCAGAAGAACGACUCUAGGGCUUCCGUGCCGGAAUGGCCAACGCCGGAGGUCGACGGCUUCGAGGUCUUCUCCGGCGAUCUCGAGCGCUUCUCCACCGAGGAUCUCGUCUUCUUCUUGGAGUCCUCGUUCCGGAAGUCGGAGUACGAGAAGGUCGCGGCGAUUCUGAGUUCGCGGGAGAAAUCCCUCGAGGCCGAGAUCGAGAGGAUGAGGGCGGCCGGAGGUGGCCAUCCGGAUGCGAAAUGUAAGAGCUUGGAUGCCCAAGUGGAGGCCGUCGCAGAGAGGUGCUUGGAAUUGGAAGAGAAGUCCAAGAAAGGAGAGGCGGGGCUUGGAAGAAGAGUCUCCGAGCUAGAGCAGAAGCUUGUCGAAGAGAGGGACAGGAGUGCUUCGCUGGAGGCGAAGCACAGGGAGUCAGAGGUCGGGAAGCUCAUCGCAAGUGAGGAGUUUGAGAAAUCCAGGAGGAAUUGUGCGAGGCUUGAAGAGCAGUUAACCAGAAUCAAGGAAGACCUAGGGGUAGUGCAAGUGAGGGAAAAGAGGGCUCUAGAAAGAAUCGAUGCUUUAUCAGCAGAGCUUGAGAAGAAGGAGAAGGAGAGGAGGGAAGAGUUUGUUGAGCUCAAGGCAGCGAUCGGGGACCUAGAGUUGGCAAAGAGAAGGGCAGAGCAUGAACGGGAUGAGUGGAAGGAGAAGUUUGGAAAGUUGCAAGUUCGGGCUUUGCGGCUGAUCGAAGAGAAUGCUGGUAUAAUAGAGGGGCAAAAGUCGGCAAAGAAAGAGAAGCGGGGGAAGCAGUCAGAGGAAAAUAGCAGCCAACGGAAUGUGGAAGAUCGUGGAAGCCAUGCUAGAAUGCGGUGCUCGACAAUGCUUCGAGUGGGUUCUAAGAGAAAAGAGGCUUCUUCCAUGCAGGUUAAGGCAAACGCUCCAUCAGAAAUGUUCAUUGAUAUCACUGGUAGCAGCAGCAGUGAUGAAGAGAUAAGCGCCACUGCCAACACUUUGAAGAGUGCUGAGAAGUCCAAUUCUUAUUGGAGAAAGGUUGGUGAAUUGGACUAUGGAAAUAAGCAGUACAAGGAGAAUUGCUUAUGCACAUCAUCUUCCAAAAGGAAGCAUGUUUCUGAAAUGGUGGCCAGUGGCAGAAAGAGAAAGAAUGAUGAUAAGGACGAUGACGAUGAUGACGACAAUGAUGAUAGGAUUCCAAUUGGGAAACUUAAAAUAAAGAGUCUUGAAGAGGCAACGACAGUAGGUGAAAUGCUUGGUGAUUCUUAAUCUUUCUUCUAGUUAGAGAAAGUGGAGGAAAUAUGGCCACUUUAAGGAAUUAAUUGGGUUCAAUGCAACAAUUCGAAGGAGCAAAAGGUGAGCAGAAGGAAGCUUCUAUCACAGAGCUAAAGGCUAAAAUUUUGCUACCAUAUGAUGCUGGAUUCGAUAAUGGUUUUGAAGAGAAGCUGGUGAUUUAACUUCUGAUGGAGAGAUAUGCAUGGAAGAAUCAUUAUAGAAAGGAAACUAUGAAUUGGGAAUAUGGGAGAGAAAUGCUUUUCACGGCCGGGGAAAUGGUUUUAUACGCAAUUUCCUCUUCUAGUGGAUCCUGAUCUCUGCAUGGAAGCUCUUUGUGCUAUAUACCAUCAAUCAAUCAAGGAAUCAGUGAAGGGAAAACAACAUCCCAGCAGGAGAUUUAGCACCUUUGAUGCAUACAGGGGAACUCUGUCUUUCUUUUGGAUGGUGAUCCAGAUGGCUGAUUAAAAAAGUCUGUUGAGGAAUUAGAGAAGCAUGAUCCUUAGGGUCUCAACUACUGCUGCAAACUGGCUACCUGUUACUCCAAACAGCUGGGUGAGAUCUACAAAAAUAAAGAGGAUCCUCGUUGCUUUCCACACUAAUGUUUUGUCUUGUUACUGCUAAAAUAGACAGCUUGAAAGCAGGCUGUCUUCUGUUUCCCCUCUUUGUGUGCCAGCAAUCCCUUCUUCAUGUGAAUCAAAACAAUACAGACAAGCAGAGCACUUAUGAUUUUCUGUGGUAAUACUGCCCUUAUCACUUUUUAUCUGUGAAUAUAAAGGUUCAUGCGUAAACAUCAAGAUAUUGAGUUUUCUUUUUGAAAGACAAUAUAUAUUUUUAAUACUUUUAUACAAUGCUCCAUCAGGACAUGGUAUACCUCAGCUUUAUUUUGUAAUAAGAUUAUGUAAUGGUUGGACAAAAACAAAAGGU
This is a messenger RNA of Phoenix dactylifera (date palm), 2353 nucleotides long. RefSeq lists its product as uncharacterized. The record is from RefSeq and is a predicted model, not a curated record. NCBI's taxonomy places the organism in Eukaryota, Viridiplantae, Streptophyta, Magnoliopsida, Arecales, Arecaceae.